UCUUACCCAGCAAAGUCAGUGUUGAUUCACGAUUAACCCAAGCGAAUUAUUAAAUAAUCAAAAUGAAAAUUACGUGGCUUGUUGCCUUUGCUUGUGCCAUCUACAUGGCCAAUGCUGCCUCAGUGUACAUACCUGAACAUGUUCGUGAAAAACGAAGCCCCGUUAUAGGAGCUGCCGCAUUAGGAUUUGGAGGAGCUGGACUUUUAGGAGCAGGAGCUUUAGGAGCUGGACUUCUCGGGGCUGGAGCUUUAGGAGCUGGAGCUCUUGGAGCUGGUGCCCUGGGAGUUGGUGUCGCUAAGGGGGCUGUUCUUGGAGGAGUUAUUGGACGAAGCCAUGGAGGCUACGGUGGUGGAUAUGGAUAUAGCAGUCCAAGUGUGCAAGUAGUUCAUGUUAAUGACCAUUACGGGGGUGGUUAUGGAGGCGGUUAUGGAGGCGGUUAUGGAGGCGGUUAUGGAGGCGGUUAUGGAGGUGGUUACGGCGGAUAUGGUGGUGGUUUCGGAUAUGGUGGAGGAUACUAUUCCAGCUGGUAAAAAUUUCAGCACGACAUCAGAAGCCUACAUCCAGCCAGUACACCUAUAUUCCCGUUAAAUAGUAUUAAUAAAUUAUUGUUAACUUGAUAAAGCUUUCCAUUUUUUAUCCUUCCUCAAACGGGUAUUCAGUGGAGGUGAAUAAAAGUCAUUGCCUUUG
Messenger RNA from Dendroctonus ponderosae (mountain pine beetle), 687 nucleotides. RefSeq names its product acanthoscurrin-2. The transcript is spliced from 3 exons. Bases 63 to 530 code for a protein of 155 amino acids. NCBI's taxonomy places the organism in Eukaryota, Metazoa, Arthropoda, Insecta, Coleoptera, Curculionidae. The record is from RefSeq and is a predicted model, not a curated record.